Tribolium madens (black flour beetle) is the source of this 803-nucleotide messenger RNA. Its product is annotated as thialysine N-epsilon-acetyltransferase. The transcript is spliced from 2 exons. Gene Ontology annotation, molecular function: N-acetyltransferase activity. The record is from RefSeq and is a predicted model, not a curated record. NCBI's taxonomy places the organism in Eukaryota, Metazoa, Arthropoda, Insecta, Coleoptera, Tenebrionidae. The coding region runs from base 98 to 601 and encodes 167 amino acids.
UCAAGACUAUUGUAUCUAAUUGUUUCAAUUAAAUGUUACAUAUUAUCUUAUCUCUGUUAACACAAAUUUGCUUGUAGUGUCAUUUCAUCUCUCCAACAUGUUAGACUGUUCUGAAAUUAAUGUAAUUAUAAGAAAAGCCAAAAAAGAGGAUAUGAUCCAAGUUUACAAGCUAAUAAAGGCCCUUGCAGAAUUUGAAAAAUUAGAAGACCAAGUGAAAAUUGAUGAAUCAACUUUGAUAAAAGACGGUUUUGAGACCGGCAAUCCAGCUUUCACGUGUCUAGUGGCCGAAGUCUCAGAUGGACACAUAGUAGGAUAUGCCUUGUUUUACAUGUCUUACUCAACAUGGUUAGGAAAAUCUGUUUUCCUCGAAGAUUUGUAUGUUCAACCUGCAUACAGGAAAAUAGGAAUAGGGAAACAGUUAUUUAUGGCAGUGGCUAAAACCGCAUAUGAAUUAUCUAGCAAAAGAUUGGAUUUUCAUGUCCUCUCUUGGAACCCUGCUGUAGACUUUUACAAAAGUUUGGGUGCCGAAAGUUUGACAGUUUCAGAGAAAUGGGAGCUUUUUAGACUGAAUGAAGAAGCUUUGAACAAAAUGUUUUCUUAAAAACUUAAUUUUAACAAUGAAUACAGUCAAACAACUCACUAAAGUGAUAAGAAAUUACGAUACCGAUAAUGAAUCUGGAUAUUGCAUCUUGUGGUGGACAUUUAGUAGAUGCUCUUCUAGCUUCAUUUGACCAUUGUACACACUAUCACAAAUCUGACACCUAAAAAUAAAAUUCUUGAAAUGUUCAUUAUUUUUUUACAAA